AUGGCGCUGGACGAGGAGCACAAGCUGUUCGAGCAGUGCCGUGUCUGCAUCGUCUGCUCCAAUGACCUCCCUCUCGAAACCGCUGAGCAGCUCGCAGCGGUGAUUGAAGAAUACGGCGGCGAACCCUCUAUCCACGAAGCCGGUCCCGAUAAGAAUGAUACAAUCGAGUGCACACAUAUCGUAUCCAACACCAUUAAUUUCCUCUCCUACGACCUCGCCUGCAAGGCUUUUAUUCCGGUCGUCAAGCCGUCAUGGGUGCACGUCUCCCUAGCCAAGCGCAAGAUUGCCAAUCCUCGCCAGCACAGUCCUGAUCCCCGCCUCUUUUUGAAUGAUGUGGUCGUCACCUGUGGCGAUAUACCCGAGGGUGACAAGGAUGCGAUUAUUGGGGGAGUCUUGGCUAAGGGUGGCCUGUAUAGCUCUCGAAUGACCGGUACAGUCACUCACUUGGUGGACUUGACAGCCGACUCGGACAAGGCGCGUUUGGUGCAAGCAAAGAAGAUGCGCGUAAAAAUUGUGCUUCCUCAUUGGUUUGACGACUGUCUGAAACUCGGCCAGCGCAUCAAUGAACGUCCAUACAUACUCCCAGAUCCUGAGAUAUUGCGCGCCGGCCCUGACGACCCCAUCAAGUCGAACGAGAAUAAAGGCUUGGUGGGUGCAUCGACCGCCGACCCGUCUGUCAUGCCGACUCUGAACGCCGUCUCGCGAAAUGGAGAUGGACCGAGUGUCUUUGAAGGGAAAUGCAUUAUGUUGUCUCCAGAUCUGGGCAUCGGUUCGCGCCUUCUUGAUUCCAUCGAGGCAGUGCUCAAGCAAGGUGGAGCCACUGUGACGGGCAAUAUCAACGACGCAGAUUGGCUUGUUUGUCGGUUCCGAGACGGCUUUGUGUAUCGGACGGCUUCACGAUUGGAAAAGGUUGUUGGUAAUCUGGCCUGGCUUUUCCAUCUAAUGACUUUCAACGAGUACACGAGACCUCUGAGUCGUCUGUUGUUCUACCCUGUGUCACGUACCCCGAUUCCUGAUUUCCAAGGGAUGAAGAUCAGUCUUUCCAACUACGUCGGUGAAGCCAGAAUUUACCUUGAAAACCUGAUUGAAGCGGCCGGUGCACAGUGUACAAAGACUUUGAAGCAGGAGAAUACCCACCUGAUCACGGCUCAUGGAAAUAGUGAGAAGUGUGCCGCCGCGAGGGAAUGGGGUCUACACGUUGUUAAUCAUUUGUGGUUGGAAGAUAGCUACGCCGCAUGGAAGCUGCAACCUGUCUCGGCGCCACGCUAUAACCACUUUCCUCCUCGCACCAACUUGGGUGACAUUGCGGGCCAGAAAAUGCUCGACCCCAAAGUCCUUGAGAAGAUCUUCUACUCUAUUGAUGAUACUGAGCACUCGAGUCCGCGCCCCGCCAUGAAAAACAAAGACCAGAAUACGGUGGAAAUGAAGCCUCCUGCCGAUAAGCGACCUAAGGAGGAAAGCAAUGUUCCUGAAACGACCGCGGGAACGCCGCAAGCACAUGGGAAAACCUCUCAUCGACCUUCGGACAACAAGAAACCCCAGACUCCUGCACGGUCUCGGCUGAUACCCGACGGUAAAGAGAACGAGACGCCUUCAACGGGCAGCAGCCGCAAGUCCAAAGAGGUGGCCACCGCUAAGCUCCAUGAGUACGCUCCUGAUCUUGCCCUGUACGAGAAAGAAAGGAAGCGGGUCGGUGGUGUUAUCUAUGGUGGGCGACGCAAGUCUGACGAAAAUCGAGUGUCCGUGUCCGUGGCCGUGACCGAGAAUCCCAAGAAGCGCCACUCGGUUGAAGCUGACGAGGCCGAAAGCGAUAACGAACAAACUGCGGAGCGUAAGCGGCAGAAGAAGUCCCGACCACCUAUCUCGAUGCACCUGAUGAUUACCGGCUACCAAAAGUGGGUUGGAAAGGGGAAUGAGAAGAAAGAAGAUGCUGAUAAGCGAGCCCUUCGAGACCUUGGUAUCAUGGUGGUCCAGGAUGCCCGUCGAUGCACACACCUCGCUGCGCCAACGAUUCUGCGUACCACCAAGUUCGUCAACGCUCUGGCGUAUGGACCGAUGAUUAUUAGCACCGACUUCGUCGACCAGUGUCUCAAAGUGGAUGAGCUUCUUGACCCAGCUGACUUCCCACUGGUGGAUAAGGGAGCCGAAGCGAAGUUCAAAUUCUCCCUUGUUAAGGCGUCGGCCCGGGCAAAGCAGAAUAAGAAUAAGCUUCUGCGCGGCUUCCGUAUCUACUGUGUCGAGGAUAUUCGUGGUGGAUUCGAUGCCUUCAAGUCGAUUGUCGAGGCCAAUGGCGGAGAAUGUCUGCUCUUCCGUGGCCGUCUCGCACUAGCCAACAACUCCCGACGAGAAGAGAGUGACGACGAGGAUAGUGAAAUGGACGAAGAUGAGCCCGGUCGCCACGAAGUCUUUCUUCUGAGCAGUGCGGAACCCAAGCACGCCCGUCUCUGGCCCCGAUUCCGUCAAGUGGCAGGCGACGUCAAACGAACCUCGAAGAUCGUGCGAGUGGACUGGUUACUCGACAUGGCCAUGUCACAGGAACUGCGCACCACCGACGAGUACGAGUUGUCGGAAGAGAUGGUCGGCAACGAGGACGAUUAG
Molecule: messenger RNA, 2598 nt
Organism: Penicillium maclennaniae
Lineage: Eukaryota; Fungi; Ascomycota; Eurotiomycetes; Eurotiales; Aspergillaceae
Exons: 4
Coding region: 1-2598 (865 amino acids)
Biological process (GO): double-strand break repair; DNA double-strand break attachment to nuclear envelope
Cellular component (GO): nucleus; Cul8-RING ubiquitin ligase complex
Source: RefSeq, a predicted model, not a curated record